Plectropomus leopardus (leopard coralgrouper) is the source of this 630-nucleotide messenger RNA. RefSeq names its product tubulin cofactor a (gene tbca). Gene Ontology annotation, biological process: tubulin complex assembly; post-chaperonin tubulin folding pathway. The record is from RefSeq and is a predicted model, not a curated record. Gene Ontology annotation, cellular component: cytosol; microtubule cytoskeleton. Lineage: Eukaryota; Metazoa; Chordata; Actinopteri; Perciformes; Serranidae. Gene Ontology annotation, molecular function: beta-tubulin binding.
AUCUGCGAGCAGCUAUCAUCACUGAUCUCCAACCUGCCCACCGCUCACACAGGACAUCACGCGUACAAUCUACAGCCAUGGCAGACCCGAGAGUACGGCAAAUUAAGAUUAAAACCGGCGUCCUGAAGAGGCUGGUGAAAGAGGAGAUUGCGUACAAAAAAGAGGCGAAGCAGCAGGAGGAGAAGGUUGAGCGCAUGAAAGCAGAGGGAGGAGACGAUUAUGUCAUCAAGAAACAGACGGAGGUCUUGCAGGAGUCCAAAAUGAUGAUCCCAGACUGCCGCCGUCGUCUGACCAUGGCACACGCAGAACUGCUCCAGUUUUUAGAAGCAGAAGAGGAUUUGGCCGAAUCAGAGGAGUACAAAGAGGCUAGGAACGUAUUGGACUCAGUGAAGCUUGAAGGAUGAUUUCUGCUCUGUUUCUGUUCUCACUGUGAGAUUCACUUGCUUUAAAUGUCCAUUCCUUUCGUCAGGCCCUGUUUGGAAAGCGUGGAGGCAAGCUGAAUCCAUUCAGAGUCUCUGUUCUUGAUGUAAUUAUUUCGACUGUUUACUGUUAACGUGCCACCGCAUUUGAUCACACUCCUCCUGUGAGUACAAUCCCACAAGAACACGAUAAAACAUUCAGUUCAUUACA